Anarrhichthys ocellatus (wolf-eel) is the source of this 3851-nucleotide messenger RNA. RefSeq names its product G protein signaling modulator 3 (gene gpsm3). The transcript is spliced from 4 exons. Gene Ontology annotation, molecular function: protein binding; GTPase regulator activity. The coding region runs from base 2298 to 3326 and encodes 342 amino acids. Lineage: Eukaryota; Metazoa; Chordata; Actinopteri; Perciformes; Anarhichadidae. The record is from RefSeq and is a predicted model, not a curated record. Gene Ontology annotation, biological process: regulation of inflammatory response.
UGUUUCCUGUGCAGAAAGAAAAAGCGUGACUUGUAGCUAAAAUUAGCACAACAGGCUAACAGUGAGCAUGCGGUAGAGUGUCGAUAUUCAAAUUGACCAAAACAAAAACAGAAAUUAAGUGAGUGGCCAACCAACAGCUACGUUUACCUUUCCCAUGGCUAAUUUAGCUAGCUUCUGACAAGCCAAGUGCCAAGAGGGUAACCGUUCCCUGGUAAUAUGUCUGUAAAUGACAGUCAGUAGAUUCAGUCGCAUUUAAAUGUGGUUCCCAAAUAAUUGGGUGUUAACAUGUGCAGGAAGCUACAUAUUUAACGUUCGCAUUAGCGCUCAAUGCCUGCUAGCUGCUCAUUGUAGCCUUAGCUAGUUAGCCAUGGUUGACGCAAGCUAACUGUGGCUAACGAUAACGUAGGUUUGAGACCACCGCUGCCAAAAUACAUAACGUUAGGUGUUAGUAAAUGACAACAGAGAAGCAAUCAGCAUAGGCUAACAUAACGACAUACGAGUCUGAACAGGUUAGAGCAAAACCACGUCGUUUUCGUUAGCAACCCGUUGCUAAUUGGUUAGCAACUAGCUAAAUAAUCUAAACAAAAGAUUGAGGUUCACGAAACUUUUUGUCAAUGCGAGUCUUAGUCGACAAAGCGGAAACACACAACGUUGCAGCGUCGAUAGGCAAAUAAAAAAAAAAUCAAAGCUAAUACUAACUUUGCUUGUGCCUCGUCCAAACUUUGGUCGGUGAUGGUCAUUAUCUGCUGUAGUAUGUCACCAAUAUCUCUGCGGUUUUCAUGUCCGUUUUCUGUGCCCUCGAGGCCCGAGUCCCCCCCGUCGGACCGAUGCUGGGAAGGUUGAUGAACCGAGUUAAGCGCGUGCAUCCCGGGGUGGCCGCUCACGCCGAGUCCCCGGCCGUUGGAGGGCCCGUUGCCAGUCAGAGGCUGCUGCUGCUGCAACAUCUUCAGCGACGCACAGUGGCGACGACUGCUGCCCAAACUGUGCUCACAGACAGUCAACACACGGGCAUCGGAGCACAGAGCAGGGAUCCCCUAGCGAUCGACAGGAAAAGGUACAAGCCAUGUCAACAACACGCUGCACAGCCGACAGUGAAGUAGCACUGCUGGGUUAAAUGUAACCACAACAGAACAUCUGCACUCCCUGCAUUCUCACAAAGUAGAACUGUGAGUGUGUGUCAUGGAACAAUAUGAAUGAGAUCAAACUAAUUCAAAUGGUGAUCAUGUGCUCUAUUGUCAUCCUAGUUACACGCAUCAACAGCGACAUAAUCAUUUGUUUUUUAAUGUCUCUGGUAUAACGUGACAGCUUCUCUCACUUGUCUGACUCUUAACUUCUCGUUUUAGCUGCAAGUCAACAGGAAGUGUGCCAAAACCACAUCAGUGUCGGAAGAGUACUGUGCGCCUGUUUCAACAUGUUGCAGUCGGGUCUGUAAUGAACAAAUGAGCAGCAGUUAAAGCAGUAGCUGCUUUUAACAAAACAAAGUUUAUCUCAAAAGACGAAAACCUUUUCUUUGGACCAGACUAACCAAAGUGCACCAUGAGGGUUCCUUCUGCUUUUUUAACAGUCAUAUGUCACAAUAGCAUGGCUUGUCAGAUGCGGGCCGCAUAAAUAAGGGUGGGCUGUGGUAAGAGGAACAGGAAGAGAGGAGUGAGAGAAGGUAGCAAGGCAGACAGAAAGGGCGAGAGCUUCUCACGUCAACACGUGAAACUCUUCAUUGCUGCUUUUCUUCUUCUUCUUUAUAAAGAGAUUAUCAAGACAAGUGACAAGCCAAAAAUGCUGUGCUCCGUCUGUGGUGACCUCGAGGGAUGAUGCUUUGAAGAGACAAAGUUUAGGCAAUAAAGGUAAGAAUGAAUUUACUUUUUUCUUCUGUAUAGUAUACAAGGCAACCUGUGUGGCAAAACAACACGACUCACGGUGAAACUUUAGGCAGAAUAUACAACAGAAAUCAAUCAGCGGCAAGAGGUUAUCAUCUCCGAACAUGCUGUCACACACCUUUGUUGUCACGCAGUAAGUCAAAGAGGAAUAUAUGAUUUACUUUUGGAUUUCCUGGCUGAAACAUGUUCGAACCUGCCAAACUGGUUUCUCAUACAUUUCUUUGCAAGAGAGAAAAAACCCCCACAGCUGCUCUUUAGCAGUUUUCAUGUCUAUUCUGAGUAACUUCAGGGUUGAGAAAUGUAAUGUUUUGAGUAUUAACAAUGGGGUGCUGCCAAGUCUUUGACCUAAACCCUGUUUCUGUGUGGCUUCUUGUCAGAGGCUGACAGGGGGAUUACCAGACCCGCACAGAGAUCAAAGUUGAAAUGGCUGAGGAGGGUCUUGUGGAGCGUCUCGUCAUCACCGAGGAGGGAGACAUGGCAGAGAGCGUCACCGAACGGGGGCCAGCGAGCAGUUCACUUGUCGGCGUGCAGAGCUGCGGCGCAGAGACGGCUCCGAAAAAGGAAGCGGAACACACAGGAGAGGACAAGAGCGGAGACGAUGUGGCGAGAAAAGAAAUGUGUUUUGAAGAGCAGGAAGGAGCGGAGAAGCAACGAACCAACGCAGAGCACGACCAGACGGGGGAGGUUGUUGUGACUGAAGAGACGGACGGACAGAACAGAGGUGGUGGUGAGAGUGGAGGGCAGACACAUGAGAUGAUGAGGAUUAAUAGGAAACCUGAGAAAGCCGGUGACACAGAGGAUGAAAAGGCGACACAAAAAGACCCUCAAGUGGACAUUAAGAGGUUAAAUUCCUCUGAGCAACAACCUGAAGGGACAGAAAACCAAGAAGAGGAUCCAAAAAAGGCUCACCGGUUAACUCCUGACUUCCCGGACGCCCUGUACGAGCUGCUCUGCACCCUUACGGAGGGGAGACGGCUCAAUGACCAGCGCUGCUCCUUCCGGCUGGAGGGUGGGAUGAGGAGGAGGAGGUGCUAUUCUGAGCCCAACACCUCCAAGCCGGCCAACAGAGUCGUGUUUUCCUCCAUGACUUCACUGCAGAAAGAGGAGUUUUUCGAGCUGGUGGCCACCGCUCAGGCUCGCCGCCUGGAUGACCAGAGGGCGCAGCUCGAAAAGUCUCGUCCACCGAAACCGAAAUCCAGAGGUUUCAGAGGCAGCAUCAAGCAGCUCUCUUUCGUGAAAAGGCCCGCGCCUGCACCAGCACCCGUCCCCGUGCCCAAAGAAGAUCUGUACAAUAUGAUUCUCACAACACAAGCCCAGGGCAGACUGGAGGAUCAGCGCAGCAGGGCUCCUGGUCCCAUGGACGAUGAGGACUUCUUCUCCUUGCUCCUGAGGGUCCAGGGGGGACGCAUGGACGAGCAGAGGACUGAACUACCGGGCAUGCUGCAAACCUGAUAUGGAAAACAAGCAAAAAACCACGUGGGGCUACUGUGGGAGCAGUAUUGUAGCGUUUUUAGCCUAUUUUCUGUCAAAACAAGUUGUUUUUUUGUCGUUGACCCCGAUGAUGCUUUGUUUCAGGGGAUUUGUAUCCCUCUUGAUAGCGUUGGUCAGUGCAAAAAACAGCAAUGUUUGAGCAACAGAGCUUUUAAUGCAACUUAAGAGAUCUUAACGAUGAGAUUGUUAAGUGUACGGCCAGUUAGUCUUUUCUUUCCUAGUAAAUAGGAUCAGCAGAUAUGCUUUCUUAUGUCGCAAAAUGUAUUUUAUUGAGUGUAUGUGACGAGUGCUUGAAUGAUUUUGUGCGUGUUCCCGUUGUUAAUGUGGAGGAGACAGUCUACUGAUCCCUAUUGUUUCUCCUUGUUUGUACAGCAGACAUUAAACACACCAGGGAUGGUGUUCAGGAGAUAAUAGCUCCAAGGCCACACCGUGCUUGACUGUAAAUGGAUGAUUCUCCUCCAGAAAAUAAACAAAAUGUUUAUCUGA